AGUUUCACACGACCCCUAUCGUUCACCUCGUCCACCUUGCCACAUUUGAGAUUGGAGAUUUGGACUGGUACAGUAUGGAGUUGGGGAUACGGCUUAUUUCCAGACAGAAUGGCCCUUGACUUACAUUGUUAAAUUAUGGAAUUGUAGAUUGAGAUGUACGUAUAGGAGAAAACAGACAUUGAGUACCUGUAAGAUUAGUAGGAGGAUGUCCUAAGGAACACUUUUGUCAUGAGACGAAGACACCUGGUGUAUGUUGUCAUUGUCUGCCUGGUGGGAUGGCAUCUCCUGGCAUACAUGACAAUGCCUAGGAAAGUAGCAGAAAAGAGUGCCACCAUGGAUAAAGAGACUCUUUUGAGACGUUUAAAGGCACUCCAACAAGAGGUGCGCCAGCAGGCUAAUUUUCACGAAAAGUUAUUGAAGCAGUUGGUUGAAGAACGGAAAGCAGUUGAAUCUGAUCUUGUACAAGGGAGAGGAGAUUAUUUGAAGGACCAAGUGACAUCCAAACUCCCCUCUGUCACAGCUAGGUAUACUGCCACAAAGGUUACACAACCUGUAAAACAUGUUGAAACAAAUCCACCUGUGCAGCAGAUUUCUAUUGAUCCCUACAAUGCUGUCAUACCAGUGUUGGUGUUUGCUUGCAAUCGCAUAACUGUAAAACAGAAUCUAGAUCAGCUUUUAAAAUAUCGUCCAUCAGCAGAAAAAUAUCCCAUCAUAGUUAGUCAAGACUGUGGCCACAAACCCACAUCUGAUGCCAUUGAUUCAUAUGGAGCUCAAAUAACUCAUUUAAAGCAUCCAGACCUGACAGAUAUUAGUUUACCUUGGACACAGAGAAAAUUUCAGGGUUAUUAUAAAAUAUCAAGGCAUUACAGAUGGGCCCUAAAUCAGAUAUUCAGGGUUCUAAAUUAUUCUGUUGUUAUUAUAGUAGAAGAUGAUUUAGAUAUAUCACCAGACUUCUUUGAGUAUUUCACAGCUUUAUUCCCUAUAUUAGAAAGAGAUCCCACUCUAUGGUGUGUGUCAGCAUGGAAUGAUAAUGGAAAAGUUAACAAUAUUGAAGAUAAUCCAUUGCUUCUGUAUAGAACAGACUUCUUCCCAGGACUUGGGUGGAUGUUAGAUAAAAAUACUUGGUUAGAAUUGGAGCCAAAAUGGCCAGCAACAUUUUGGGAUGAUUGGAUGAGACACCCAAAUCAGAGAAAAAAUAGAACCUGUAUACAUCCUGAGGUGUCUAGGACAAGAACCUUUGGGAGAAUUGGAGUUAGUAGGGGCCAGUUUUAUGAUAAACAUUUAAAAUUCAUUAAGCUAAAUGACAAACCAGUGCCUUGGACAACAAUGGAUCUCACAUACCUAUUAAAGGAGAAUUAUGAUGUGAAGUUUGUGAGGGAUGUUUAUGAGUGUCCAAUCGUUAGUGUUGCUCAGUUACAAGCUGGUGUCUCAGGGAGCCAUCCAGUCAGGGUACAGUACACUUCAAAAACAGAUUUCAAAUCCAUUGCAAAAGCAUUGGGGAUUAUGGAUGAUUUGAAAUCUGGGGUGCCAAGGGGGGGUUAUCGAGGAGUGGUGAGCUUCAUGUUUGCCGGUCGGCGAGUCCAUCUUACUCCACCCAUGCCAUGGACAGGGUACGAUCCAACGUGGAACUAGUCCCAUUUUUAUGUCUCACGGGGAUUUACUCAAGGAGAUGUUGAUGAUGAAGAUAAUACACGCUUCUCUGUAUGGUGGAAAGAACAUGGUGCUUAACAAUAAUCAAACCUUUAUUUUGCCAGCAUAAGGUGGUAAGAUGCCACACUGAAUUAAAAUUGAAGCACAUUUUCCAUAGCUUUGCAGACAGUCUGGAUUAGGUACUCUGAGAUAUGCUAAAAAAUACAAGAGCUUGAUUGUUAUAAAUGCACAUGAAAUGCCCAGGUGCAUAGGGUUUGGAAGCAUGUGUGGAUUCACAUUUGCACAUGAGGACAUUUGCUCCCUUAAUUUGUCUGAUGCAUUUCUCAUUUGUUAGAUAACGGGGUAACAUAUUCAUGUAAUUUUUUUGUUGUAAGAUAGACUGAAGUACAUAGCCGGGAUUGACAUGGAAGAGGUCUAGCUGCAUUUACACACAAUGAAAAAAAUGUUCAUUGAAUUACAGUGAAUGUUUUAUAAAUUAAGGGUCAUUUUCAUAAGAUUUUUGUACUGGGAUAUGUUAUUUAUUUCUGCUUUGUGCUUCAUGAUGAUCACUUCUUAGCUAUGAAAUAAGGUGUUUUGCCAAAUGACUUGAUGAGGAAAUAAAAUAUAAUGAACUUGUCUGAAGAAAUUAAGGAAUGUUUGUUUCAAACAGAAUUGCAAGAGACCUGUGAGUAACUUCAUCUCACAUGUGAUAAACUCAAACCAAACUGGUGAUGGGAUGCAAUAAUAAUUGUUCUCCAAUCUCAUAUGAUGAAACAUUAAUGUAUGUGUGAGGUAUAGACUGAAUAUCUUGUAAUUAUAAAUGAAUGAAAGAAUAAGGAUGCUCAAAAAAGCAAAAUAUUUAAUGCUGAAACUCCUGAAGAAGGAAAUCAUGUCAGAGAGUUAAUUAAGUUUGCUGCUGUUAAAAUUGAAGGAAUGCUGCAUGGUAGUGUACCAUGCAGCAGUGCAUUGAUCUGUUACCUUUGUUUUAGUUGCAUUAGAAUAUAAUUGUAUCUUAUUGUAUUUUCAUGUUUAUAGAGUACCUGCAAUACUGGCAGAUAAAACUGCCAACUUUAAAGUGGGGGUGGGGUGAAAGAGAUGUUAUAUUUAGGCAGUUGAGCACAUUCUAUUCACUUAUACAUGUUCUACUUUAAGCCACUGUCAUAGUUGAAGAUCAUAACCAUCUUCCAGUCUUUUAUGUUGUUUAUUUGAAGGGUUUAUAAAGCCCAAUGGUUUCUAAUGAUAAUCCGAUGUUUCAAGUAUAUGUAAAUAUUAAAAACAUUGUUAUGAAUAAAUGGUAAACACUUUAUAGGUGGACAAAAAUUAAAAUGAAAAAAUUGUUACGAUGUGAAAACUGACCAUUGCAUUCCAUGUGAAGUACAAAAAGGACUAUGUUAAGAAAGUUUUAAGUAUAUUUGUAGGAAAUGCUGCAUCACUGAUCAGUUUUUUUUUUUUUGUACCAUAUCUGGCAAUUAAAAGUCUCUUCAUUAAAAUUUAAAUCUUU
Messenger RNA from Lingula anatina, 3130 nucleotides. Its product is annotated as alpha-1,3-mannosyl-glycoprotein 2-beta-N-acetylglucosaminyltransferase. Gene Ontology annotation, cellular component: Golgi apparatus. The record is from RefSeq and is a predicted model, not a curated record. Gene Ontology annotation, biological process: protein N-linked glycosylation. NCBI's taxonomy places the organism in Eukaryota, Metazoa, Brachiopoda, Lingulata, Lingulida, Lingulidae. Gene Ontology annotation, molecular function: alpha-1,3-mannosylglycoprotein 2-beta-N-acetylglucosaminyltransferase activity.